AUGAAGGAUCGUUUGGAAGCGAUUGUGGAUCAGUUGAAGUCAUUGGGUUCACAACACGAAGACCUCAAACUACAACUACAAGAGGCCAGUGAUUUGCAUAACUUUCAGAGAGUCAGUCAAUUGCAAAAUGAAUUGGAUGUGAUAUCAACCCAACAAAUGCAACUCAUCAAUGAACAAAGCGAACUCAACAAACAUAUUAAACGCUAUGAAAGAAGUUUCGGUCGUUUUGACGACAAAAUAGACACGGAUGACACAGAAUAUUUCGAUGACCGCAUAGACUCGCAGUUCUCGUUGUACUCCAACUCGUCGUCUCCUUCAGUGAUUCACGACUCGCACCAAAACUCUCCGAAUAACGACUCGCAGAACAGCUCUUCGGAUGGAUUCUCGAAACUGCUUCCAACCAAGAAGACGGGCAAUUCUGUGGCCGCCAACCAUAUAACCAAACAGUUGGUUCAGGAGACGCUUAUGGAUGAGGGCCUCAGAGUUGUCAAGGAGUUGACGGAUCAGAUCAAAGAGGAUGGAAGUGGUGUCGAUUUGCGGGUCUUCAAUAAACUGUCGGACUCUCCGCGCACUUCCAACUCGUCGUCGAGCUGUACGGUGUCCUCGUCUUCGCCACAACUCGACCAACAGCGACACCUCUAUAAACCAGACACUCCCAGACCCAGGGGUAGACCACCGAAGCUCAUUGAUUACGGACAGCCGCAGAUAUACCAAAACCAAUUACUAACUCAAAGCCAUAAUAAUAAUCACAAUAUUCCGCAUCAAUUCUUACAAAGUUUCGUUUCAUCUCAUAUUCAGCAAAGUUUAGCCCAAACGGCCCUUCAGUUCAAUAUCAAUGGAUUCAACAACUGUUCCAAUAAUUCGUUGACUGACGACGAUAUCAAUGACGUGACCGACACAUCAAACGGUCAUUUCGGUCAACCGGACUCACAAAAGGGUGAUGUCUUGAGUUCGCCCACAGAUCUCUCCAAAUAUAACAACAAUUCCGCUCUCAUUAAUGGUUCCAAAGAUUGCAAUCUAUCGGUUGACUCAAACACAUUAAACUCGUUAAUCUCAAUGAAUGGCAACGGUAUUAGCAAUGAACUUCUUAAGCAGGAAACCCUCGAAUUGUCCGCAAAUUUAAUAUAA
Messenger RNA from Oppiella nova, 1128 nucleotides. The record is from the annotation of a GenBank genome assembly. NCBI's taxonomy places the organism in Eukaryota, Metazoa, Arthropoda, Arachnida, Sarcoptiformes, Oppiidae.